AUGGAAAUAGGUCCUUUGGAUGACCCUGUUGACCAGGGAACAGGCCUCCCAAAAAGCUUCGACCUUGACUUGAAAGACGCCCGACCGCUUUUGAUAAAGGUCCGGGAUUUCCCGUAUUGGCAGAAACAGGUCAUCUCGCAGCUCAGAGCGGUGCACCUGGAGAACCUUGUUGACAUCUCACUUCCCCAUCCAAAAACUUCCAACCCCAACUACACGCGCUGGGUACAAUUCUCACGCCGCGUGAAGCUGUGGCUGACCAAAUCUGUUUCCAAACUCCUUGCAACGAAAAUCAAUUCAGGACCUUCACCUAUCGAGUUCGCGCACGAGUUUAUGGGAGAGACCAUGGCGUUGUUUGAUAAUCAUGACAAAGGAGUUCACGAGGAUCUCGUUGGAGUCCGUAUCAUCACGGAUAUCCAAUCCAUCAGGGUUAUGACGUGUGAACGGGCAAUUGAGGCUAUUUGGGACUACAAAGAUUCGUUCAAGGACAUGCUUGAAGCGGACAUCGCCAUCUCACCAUACUUCGCGUUUUGUUCGCUUCUGAACGCCCUUGACGUGCCCAGAUUCCAGCACAUCCAUGCUGUCAUGAUAGGGAAGCUUGAGCGGGCCGAGGUCACAGACCCCUGGAAGACCUUCACCGAUUCCCACUUUCAUGUCCUCUGCUUUGAAGCGAUCAACCUUCUCCAAAAAGAGCCUGAGUGGCGAGUCGCUCUGCGCUCCGAAGCACCUUCACCCGAGGAUUUUACGGUAUCUUUCCCUUCGCACUCUCGAUCCAAGAAGGCCCUACAUAAAUUGACUGCCAACAAGGGCGACAUGGUCGAUGAGCAAAUUAUCCGGAAUGGCCCUCCUGCAGGCGUGGGUGAUGCAGCAUUUGUUCAAAACUUGUUCCAGGCCCUUCCCAAGCGUCUAAGGAAUGGAAAAUGUUCCUACUGCGGCCUUACCCAUGACUUGAACGAAUGCUUUUACUUGAACGUGGAAUGGAGACCAGACUGGUUCAGGCCCCUGGAGGGAAUUUGGGUGUACCAACCCAUGAUGCACAAGGGCAAUCUCCAGGACCAGCCCGCAACAACGCCUGCCACGACGCCCGCCGUGGACCCCAUGCCCGAAAAGCAAAGCUAUGCAACCGUUGCUGCUGUGAAAGGUCCAGCUGCCGCCGCCACCAAGAAAACAAAUCCAGCCCCGGCCAAGAAAGCCGACCUACCUCCCACCACGAAGGCCGGCCUGGCUCUGAUCCAAAAGGCAGCUCCAACUCCCAACAAAGAUGACCCAGCUGCAGUAGAAAAGGUUGCCCCAUCCUCCCCCGGUUUGGCGAGGGUCCAACAAGUCUUAGCAAAGAAGGUUGAUUCAGGUCCCUCCAAGAAACAUAAGAUCGUCAUCACAAAGCCGGUAGAUGAUAGCUUCUUCACCUUCUUGAAGGUGCAAGGCACUCCGUUUGACCCAUUGCUGUUGUUCACUGCCUCGCACAAGGACUGGCUCAUAGUCGACGACCUGCCUGUGCACGUCUGUGGCGAUCGAGCCUACUUGGUUGAGUAUCACGAAUUUAGAUGUGGGGAGUCUUUUGAAUGGAGCUGGAAUACAGGAAAGAAAACCAUUGUUUGCAAAGCGGCAGGCAAAGGAAAGGCCAAGAUCCCCUUGCAGAAAGAAGAUGGAACUGUGCAUGAGAUUGUUGUUGAAUGCUAUUUCCAACCUGCCGUCCGGUUCAACCUGUUCUCCCUGGCAAAGGCAAAGGCCGACCUUUCAAUCCGCCAUGAUCGUUCUUCGCGUUUUAUUACCAGGAUAUCCCAGGAUACUGAGACGAUUGUCAUUGAGAUCAUUGGAAGGAGUGUCGAAGAGAACAGGCAAUUCUUCCUCCGCACACCGGAUUCGACCAUCAACCUGAAUCAAGUCUCUCACAUCCUGGUGCCAGUCGACUAG
Molecule: messenger RNA, 1911 nt
Organism: Penicillium chermesinum
Lineage: Eukaryota; Fungi; Ascomycota; Eurotiomycetes; Eurotiales; Aspergillaceae
Exons: 1
Coding region: 1-1911 (636 amino acids)
Source: RefSeq, a predicted model, not a curated record